Messenger RNA from Symbiodinium natans, 429 nucleotides. The record is from the annotation of a GenBank genome assembly. NCBI's taxonomy places the organism in Eukaryota, Dinophyceae, Suessiales, Symbiodiniaceae.
AUGCUGGUAAGGCAUGACUGUGACGGGGUGGGGAAGAACGAUGAUGACUGCACAUGCCAGUGUUCAACAAUACUUGGAGGUUCAGGGUACUGUACUUAUAAGCCCCCUAAGUCCCCUGCAGCAAUAGGUGUGAACGUGAAGGAUGCCGAUCUCAAGGCGAUGUGGUUCGAAGAGGCGUUCCGCCUUCUGCAGGUGGGCGUCUCUAGCAAUUGGUGGGGCCUCGGGUGCCCUUCACAUUGCCAGGGAUCCUUGCUUCUGCUGUUGCUUACUCUGGGAUUUGGGGUGCUUCUUGGGGUCGUUUUUACGGUGUGGUUCUUUCGGGAUUCCCUUCUUCAGGGGCCUCGUCGGGAGCCUCCUUCGUUCAACUCCUCCCCGCCUGCUGCCAAGCGGCCCUCUGAUCUAAGGCUCCGGGCCUACUUGCAUGAGUGA